Vespa crabro (European hornet) is the source of this 981-nucleotide messenger RNA. It is a transcript of the gene Ntf-2, whose product is annotated as probable nuclear transport factor 2. Gene Ontology annotation, cellular component: nuclear pore central transport channel. The transcript has 5 exons. NCBI's taxonomy places the organism in Eukaryota, Metazoa, Arthropoda, Insecta, Hymenoptera, Vespidae. The coding region runs from base 203 to 595 and encodes 130 amino acids. Gene Ontology annotation, biological process: protein import into nucleus. The record is from RefSeq and is a predicted model, not a curated record.
UAGUUCGAUCUUUUAACACUCGAAUUCCAUCUUCCUUGCUUCCUGCUCGCUUAUAACUGGCAUGAGGGAUGUCCGAAAAUUUAACGUUAUCAUUAGUAUAACAUUUUUAAAAGAUACUAUACACGCUGUGCGAUUGAACCAACAAACGGUUUAUCUUGCUAAUAUUUUCUAGUGGUCUUACAAAGACAAUUGAUUUAUCGUAAUGGAGUUGAACCCGUCUUACGAAGCAAUCGGAAAAGGAUUUGUACAGCAGUACUAUGCGCUGUUCGAUGAUCCAGCUCAAAGACCAAAUUUGAUAAACAUGUAUAAUACCGAGACGUCUUUCAUGACAUUUGAAGGUUUCCAAAUUCAAGGUGCCAUUAAAAUUAUGGAGAAAUUGACUAGUCUGACAUUUCAAAAAAUCAAUCGGAUAAUAACAGCGAUUGAUUCGCAGCCUAUGUUUGAUGGUGGUGUACUCAUAAAUGUUUUGGGGAGGCUGCAGACUGAUGAGGAUCAGCCCCACGCCUACAUCCAGACGUUUGUCCUGAAGCCAAUUGGCAUCAGCUUUUACGUGCAGCACGACAUCUUCAGACUUGCAUUGCAUGACACGGUUUAGGCAACAGGUACCAAUCAUCCACUGAUCUCUCCAUACUUUGGUAAAGGCCGAUGAAGAUCCACCACAUCCCUUCUCACAAAUUUUUGUGCUGAAACCACUGGGAAAUUCUUUCUUUUGUCAGCACGAUAUUUUCCGCCUUGGCAUUCACGAUAGUCCAUGAAGAAAAUGUCUGUUGGCAUUUUAGAACUAUCUACAGACAAUUCAUUGAACCAUGGACUAUUCACAUGUUGAAAUAAGUGAGCUAGGUUCUUUUCAUAUUAAUCUUUUUUGUCAUUGCAUAUUAUUCUACUUUAUCUAAAUAUCCCAGUUUUUAUAUGAAAAUUAUCUGCUUACAUCCUGGCCAUAAGAAAAAAAAACGACGUUUAAGAAUAAAUACAGUUUAAUAA